This is a messenger RNA of Torulaspora globosa, 1035 nucleotides long. It is a transcript of the gene SRP40, whose product is annotated as Srp40p. The transcript has a single exon. The record is from RefSeq and is a predicted model, not a curated record. Bases 1 to 1035 code for a protein of 344 amino acids. NCBI's taxonomy places the organism in Eukaryota, Fungi, Ascomycota, Saccharomycetes, Saccharomycetales, Saccharomycetaceae.
AUGGCUUCUAGAAAGAAAGAGAAUGUUAAAGCCACUAAUGCAAAACCUCCCAAGCUUAGUGAGAAAGCGAGAAGAAAACAGGUCGUGGAUGAACUGUCAACCUCCAGCUCUAGCAGCUCUAGCAGUAGCGAAUCGGCUACAGUGAAAGCGAAAUCUUCGUCAUCUAAAUCGAAGGGCUCCCGUUCUAGUUCUAGCCCAAGUUCCAGUUCGAGCUCCAGUAGCUCAGGGUCGGACAAUUCGAGUUCCAGUUCGGACUCUGAGCAAUCUAGCUCCGAUGAGACUAGCUCUGACAGCUCCAGCGGCUCCAGCUCCAGCAGCUCUAGUUCUGACGACUCGAGUUCCGAUGAUUCAAGCUCUGAUGACUCUAGCUCCAGUUCCAGCUCCAGCGACCCUAGCUCUAGCUCCAGCGACUCCAGUUCCAGCUCCAGCGACUCUGGCUCCAGCUCCAGUUCCAGCUCCAGCGACUCUAGUUCCAGCUCCAGCGACUCUAGCUCUAGCGACUCUAGCUCCAGUUCUAGCGACUCUAGCUCUAGCUCCAGCGACUCUAGUUCCAGCGAAUCUGGCGACUCAGAGAGUUCCUCCGAGGAAACUAACGAAGAGAAUCAAUCAAAAACCUCAGGCAAAACUGCGCAAAAGACUAGGAAGAGAUCCCUCGAAGAUGAUGGUGACACCAAACUCACCAAAAAAACAAAGGCACAAGACGAGAAUCUGGAAUCUGCAUCAACAUCUAGAACAGAAUCACCUGCCCCACUCAGUACUCCAAAGGAUGCGAUUUCCGCAGGCGAAGACAUGUUAAGACCGGGACAGAGAAAGCACUUCUCCAGAAUAGAAAGAUCACGUAUUUCUUUCGAGGACAGGGAACUCACGGAUAAUACUUAUAAAGGCGCUGCAGGUAACUGGGGUGAGCUCGCCAACGAGAAACUAAGCAGGGUUAGAGGAAAGGACUUCACCAAGAACAAAAACAAGAUGAAGAGAGGAUCUUACAGAGGGGGAUCCAUCACCCUCAGCUCCGGAUCUUACAAAUUUCAGGACUAG